Molecule: messenger RNA, 2459 nt
Organism: Sabethes cyaneus
Lineage: Eukaryota; Metazoa; Arthropoda; Insecta; Diptera; Culicidae
Gene: Lnpk
Product: endoplasmic reticulum junction formation protein lunapark-B
Exons: 7
Coding region: 388-1635 (415 amino acids)
Biological process (GO): endoplasmic reticulum tubular network organization
Cellular component (GO): endoplasmic reticulum tubular network
Source: RefSeq, a predicted model, not a curated record
AAACUAAAAAAUAAAAAAUCACCAUCAAAACACGAAUAUCACCCUCUGCAGUUCGAACCGUGAGCAUUCACCCAGUUUAAUAUCGCUUUUAUAUUCCUGUGAACCGCGUACGAUAAGAAGUAAACGGACGCAAGCCAAUUCAAGUGGAAAUAAAUGAAAGGAAUACUGGUGUUUUAAGUUUGCAAAUAGAAGCUUGUUGUUCUAUUCUGAGAGUGAAGCAAAAGGAUGUUCUGCCGUAACCUUUAGAAGACAAAAAGCAAAGGGCGUGAAAUCUGCGGUCGCCGGAAAAAUAGCGGAGCUAAGAUUAACAUAUUCAGCAAAAACCUAGGUAGUGUCUUUAUCAAAGUUUAACCAACAAAACAAGUAAAAAGUAGUGAAACCAGCACUAUGGGUGCGAUCAUCUCCAAAUUCCGGAAAGAGAAAACAACCUAUGAAAUACUGGAAAACCUGGAGGAAAAAAUAAAAGACAAUGAAGCGUACACAAUCAGUACUCAGGCUCGCCAGAAGCGCUUUGUAGGAAACUUCUUAGUUAUUUCUAUCGGGUUAUAUGUGGUAUCUUCCAUAGUGUUCUAUUUCGCUUUUUUUCCUCCAACAUGGAACGAACGGCUCAUCCACUCGCUGCCGUUGUUGAUUUGUCCCAUGAUCAUUACUUUAAUCAAAAAAAGUUUGGCAUGGUUUUUCGAGCGAAAAGUAAUAAUCAACACAAAUGAACUGAAAGAGCUUCGGGCGGAAAAGAAGAAAAUUCUAGAAAAAGUUAUGGAUAAGGAAACGUACAAGGUAGCAGUGGAAAUAUUGAACAAAUUCGGAGAUAAGUCGCAAAAGACUCUAAUGCCAUCCCCGAGCGUUUUGUCAUCUCCGAAAAUAAUACAGCAACAGCCUAUGACCCCAAAGGCACCAACCACUCUACCUAGAGCGCCCAUGAUGGUUCCUCAAUCAGCACACGGACCACAAAUGACACCUGUCGGAGCACGGCAAAUGCCUGCGACGCCAAUUGGAUUUAAUGUUAGAUCAGCCACCCCUUUGACUGUGCAACAGCAAUCCGGUCUUAUUCACAGGCCAAUCGGAAUGGGUCAACAAACGAUGCCCUACCGACGAACGCCUUAUCCCAUCAUCAAUCAUAACGAGAAGGGAGUGAUAGAAAAGAUGGUUGAUUAUUUAGUGGGAGAUGGUCCAAACAGUCGUUUUGCGAUGAUCUGCAGAGAGUGUCUCAUGCACAAUGGAAUGGCCCUCCAGGAAGAAUACGAAUUCGCUGCUUUUCGGUGUGCCUUCUGUGGCUCAUUUAAUGCUGCUAAGAAACAACGACCAAUGGCUCCGCGACUUCCGUUUGAGCAGGCUCAAUUGGAUAAGUUGGCCGAGCAGCAGCGUAGGUCGAGUGAAUCAGUUUCCGAAUCGGAACCGUCGACGGCUGAGGACGGCAAUGCGGUUGAAACAGUUGCGACAGCUCCCGAACAAAAUGAAAAUGAGACUGAUGCACCAUCGGAAGAUGUUUUUGAGGGAGAAAAUCCAUCGGAGCAACAAACCCCAAUAUCGCCAUCGCAAACAACGGAAGAAAAAGAAGCGAGCAGUAAUCAUGAGAUUUUGAGUGCUGGUGAAGCCACGAGGACAACAACGGUAACGGAUGUUAAUGCGGACUGAAAACUAAGACGCAGAGCGUCACUCGCUUCUUGAUUUGUUAGAUGAGUUUUUUUAAGAGACAGUUGCAAAAAUAGAAAACGAAGCUCCUUGCAUGGUUUUGUCUUUGGACGACAGCAGUGAUACCUACUCUACUGGUCUGGUCCAGCAAGCAAAGCCAUGGCCAACGGAGAUGAACGCUCGAUCAGAGUAAACAAUUGUCUUCUGCAUGCGAACGAUUUUAUGAAGAUACUAUCGUUCUUGGGCACGAGGGUAGAUGCUUUGAACCAAUCUUUUCCUUUUGUUAGCACGUUCAACCUUAUAAGUUUUACAUACACUGAUCAUUAAUUAUAGUAGUUAUUUAGGGAUGACUUUUUCCGACAGUACUCGCAUUGAAUAUAUUCUCUAACUUUUCUAUUAAAAAAUCCAUCAAUUAUCUACUUUAUUAUUCAAGUUUAAAAGAUUUCAGUAUAUCCGGCACAGGUUGCGAUUUUUGAAGGGCCCGGCAUUUACAAUAAAAAAAAGCUGACCGAAGCAAUGAACGAAAUCGCCACGCCAAAAAAUAAACUAUUCUAGCCAAGCAUUUGUGGGAAUUUAUGAUACACUGCAAGGGUUUAGCUUUAAAGCAUACUAGCGAAAAGUCAUGUAAAGUAGUACUGGACUGGGAAAUAACUUUAAAAUAUUACACACAGACAAAACCAGAAUUUACUUUGUUGCAUGCGGAACAUAACAUAUUGACCUUUUGAAAAUGAGUGUUUAUAAUAUAUGUACAUUUGUUAAUCUUUUUUAUAAGAUAUCCUACGAUGCAUCGACAAAGCAAUGCUAACGAAUAAACAGGCUGUUGUUAG